This is a messenger RNA of Menidia menidia (Atlantic silverside), 561 nucleotides long. The record is from the annotation of a GenBank genome assembly. Lineage: Eukaryota; Metazoa; Chordata; Actinopteri; Atheriniformes; Atherinopsidae.
AUGGUCAAGACCUUCGAGUGCUGCAACAGCCACGGCCGCCAGGUGGAGACGCCCUCCCACGACGUGACCGACACCUUCAGAGAGGUGGUCUUCUUCUCCCAGAUCAUCAUCCCCUUCUUCGUCCUGGUGUACUGCACCAGCCGCAUCGUGAGCCGCCUGAGGAGGAAGACCAUCGGGGACAAGACCAAGCUGCGGCGGGCCGUGUUCGUGGUCACCUCGGUGGUCGUGGUGUUCUCCGUCUGCUUCCUGCCGUGCGCCGUGGCCCGGGCGGCGCUCCUGGCCGUGCGUCUGAAGGGCUGGGAGGAGGCGGAGAAGGUGGCGGUGCAGGUUUACGACAGCCUGAUGGUGCUCUCCUACACCGACUGCCUGCUGGACCCGCUGGUCUACUGCUUCUGCCACUCCGGGUUUAAGGACGCCUACGUCUCCGCCUUCUGCCCGCCGUUCCUCCAGAGGAGGCUGCUGAGCGCCGACUUCGGGCUGGGGACCAACACCACCACCACCAUCACGACCAACACCACCUCUGCCGUUAAAAUCACCCCCUUGCAGAACCCGGAGAAGUGA